AUGUCUACUCGGUCCCCUGAAAAAUCAGAAGAAAAGGAUGAUUUUGAUGGCAUGUCUAGUGAUUUAGUUGACAAAGAAGAAAACUCUGUAGAGAAGAAGGAUCAAUCUACAGACAUAAUGAAUAUAUAUGAUAUGGACUCUGAUGAUGAUCCCAUCGGUAAAAGACUGGCUCCAAGAAUAGCAAAAAGGUUAAAGAACAGAAAAGUCAAGGCAGUUGAAUCCUAUAACAUGCCCUCAAAAUCUCUAAGGAGAAGAACGAGUGUUGGGCCUACAAAAGGAUGGAGCAAGGUUGUCACUCCUAUCUCCAAGAAGAAAUCUUUGAACGUGAUGUCGAGUUUGACUGUGAUGUCGAACAAUGUAGAAAAGUGGAAUUUUGUUUACCAAAGGAGACUGGAAUUAGAAAGAGAACUUGGGAAAGAUGCUUUUGAGUGCAAAGAAGUGAUGGGUCUAAUUCAAGAAGUUGGAUUGACGAAAAGUGUGACUGGCUUUGGCAAGUGCUACGAAAUGCUUGUUAAAGAAUUCGUAGUGAAUAUCUCUAAGGAGUGUGAUAACAAGAUAAGUAAGGAGUUUAGAAAGGUUUAUGUAAGAGGAAUGUGUGUGGAAUUCUCCCCCGAAAUCAUAAAUAUGUUUUGGGGCAUAAAUGGAAAAGAACAAAUUGAGGUGGAAGUUUCUGACAAUGUCAUUUGCAGAGAAGUUACAGAAAAACAAGUGAAGGAAUGGCCUAGAAAACGGGAGUUGUCAACAAGCUACUUGAGUGUGAACUAA
This is a messenger RNA of Lathyrus oleraceus (garden pea), 765 nucleotides long. RefSeq lists its product as uncharacterized. The coding region runs from base 1 to 765 and encodes 254 amino acids. NCBI's taxonomy places the organism in Eukaryota, Viridiplantae, Streptophyta, Magnoliopsida, Fabales, Fabaceae. The record is from RefSeq and is a predicted model, not a curated record. The transcript has 2 exons.